Messenger RNA from Emiliania huxleyi CCMP1516, 1206 nucleotides. RefSeq lists its product as hypothetical. Bases 1 to 1206 code for a protein of 401 amino acids. NCBI's taxonomy places the organism in Eukaryota, Haptophyta, Isochrysidales, Noelaerhabdaceae. The record is from RefSeq and is a predicted model, not a curated record. The transcript is spliced from 2 exons. Gene Ontology annotation, molecular function: protein binding.
AUGCGCUGCCAGCAUGUGCCAUUCGAAGCCUUUGCCCUGCUGAGUCCCGCGACGAUAACGCACGGGUGGACGUCGGACGCGUACCUCGUCACGCCCGCUGGCUCAACCGGCCUCUCAAUCAAGCAACAAAAGGCGACGCUCGAUUCCCUCCUGAUCUCUGGGCUCCACGAGGCGAUUGUGAGCGGCAACCUGCUGGCACUUUGGGCGCUCGGGGUGCAGCUCGCCUCCAGUGCCCUUCUGCGACAGCACCGCUUUGCCGAAUGCAUCACUCUGGACAGGACUCUGCUGAUCAUCGAAAACUCGAGCCUCGACGGAGGCUCUGGAGAGGCACCGCGGCCGUGGAGCCGCGCCACCACGGAGCUGUCCCUUCGCCUGGCUGAAAACCACGAGGCUGUUGAAAAUUUCGCAGAUGCAGCGAAGGAGUACCAGCAGCUUAUUCGAGCCGCGUCUGAAGACCCGAUGGUACUCCGAAAACCACAGCAGCUGCCCACGAUGUACAGCUUCCUUGCCCUCGCGCUCAAGCGAGGGGGCCAGCUGGCGCGCGCGGAGCCAGUUUACCUGGCUGCUCUACAGCUCACCUCUGCCUUCGGUGACGAAGGACAGCGCAAGCACAUCCUGCAGAUGCUGCUCUCCCUCUACCUCGAUAUGGCAUUCGAAAAGAGAGAGAAGAUCGGGCCAAUCGUGGAGGAGCUCUUUUCGUUUCCGGAUGGCCUUGACAUGGCCAGCCCGAACACGAUGAUCGUCCCUGCCACGGGAUGGCCCUACGUCAUCUUCCCCCAGGCUGUCCGCUCAUUUACGAUCGACAACGCGGGAGUGACGUGCGAGUCGUCAAAGCAGAAGACUAGGCAGCUGCUUCAGCAGUUCGAGCAGGGGCCUACGCCAUCGUCGCCAGCGCAAGCAGCAGCGAUGGAUCGGACGACUCGCGCCAGUCCCAACUGGAUCGCUCAGCGCGAAAACUCGAUUCGUGGGCUCGGCAAGGUCUCUCGCAAUGCUGCGAAGCGGGCCGGCGUGCUCGUUCGCACCUGCCACUCCUGCGGUGCCGCCGCCUCUGCCUCAAUCCGUCUGAAGGAGUGCGCCCGUUGCCACGAGGUGGAGUAUUGCUCUGUCGGGUGCCAAAAGAGCGACUGGAAGGCGCACAAGAAGAUCUGUGGCAAGGGCGGGCCAGUAGAUCGCUCGCUCGCAGCACUUGAUCUUAGUGGAGGUUGA